UCUGUCCUCUCGUGCCAGGAUCUGCUGCGCUGCUGGGCCAUGGAAGAGCGGGUGCAGCAGGAGAUGCUGGCAGCCCAGCGCACAGGAGGCCACCACCCCGUGCGGGAAGGAGAGGUGUUCAACACGCGAUACCAGGCUCUGUGCAAGCUGGGCUGCGGUGCCUUUGCCACCGUCUGGCUGUGCCAGGACCUGAGGAGGAAGAAACACGUAGCUGUGAAGGUCCUGAAAAGCAGGGAAGGCUUUGCUGAGGCUGCCCAGGACGAGGUCGCUCUCCUCCGCUGUGUGAGCAGUAUGAAGAAGAAGGACCGGGCAGGAGAACACAUUGUCUGUUUGUUAGACGACUUCAGAAUGAUUGGAGAGAACGGCUUCCAUGCCUGCUUGGUAUUUGAGGCACUGGGUCCUUCCCUGCGAUGUCUGAUGGGUAACUACGCAGCCCGGGGACUGCCUUUGCCUUUUGUGAAAAAAUCUUUACAGCAGGUGCUGGCAGGGCUGCACUUUCUGCACAAGCGCUGCCGCAUCAUCCACACGGACAUCAAACCGGAGAACAUCUUGCUGUACGGACGUGACAAAAGCCUCCAAAGGCUUCUGCCUGAUAUGCUCGACUGCGGCCAGAGAACAGAUUUGGGGCUAAAAGGACCAGGAGGUGAUCUUGGCAAUGGAUUGGAAGAAUCUGAUUUAAUGAGCAUAGAAGUGAAAAUUGCAGAUCUGGGCAGCGCGUGCUGGACAUACAAGCCUUUUUCCAGGGAGAUACAGACCCAGCCAUACCGUGCCCUGGAAGUGCUUCUUGGAUUAGACUAUGGCACUCCUGCAGAUAUCUGGAGCACGGGCUGCCUGGCAUUUGAAAUGGCAACUGGGGAGUGUCUAUUUGAUCCUCAACCUGGGAAAUAUUUCUCCAGAGAUGAUGAUCACGUUGCUCGUAUUAUUGAGCUCCUGGGAAGAAUUCCUCCUCAAAUUGCUUUCUCCUGGAACAAGUCAACAAAAUUUUUCAGCAGGCCAGGUGCUCUUCUGCGGAUCUCCAGACUGUCCCCCCGCAGUCUCCACAGCAUCCUGGCGGAGAGACACCACUGGACAAAACACGAGGUUACUCCCUUCACCAACUUCCUCCUCCCCGCGCUGCAGUACGCGCCCGACCGCCGCGCCACAGCCGCCCAGUGCCUGCAGCACGCCUGGCUCAGCGCCCCGUGACCGGCCCCUCGCCCUGCGGGGGGACCGCCGACCCUGCCCGGCAGCUCCCGCCAGGCACGCCCGCCACCUGCGCCGGAGCCACCCCUCCUCCUCCUCCUCCCCCC
Harpia harpyja (harpy eagle) is the source of this 1289-nucleotide messenger RNA. Its product is annotated as SRSF protein kinase 3-like. Gene Ontology annotation, biological process: spliceosomal complex assembly; regulation of mRNA processing; protein phosphorylation. The record is from RefSeq and is a predicted model, not a curated record. Gene Ontology annotation, molecular function: protein kinase activity; ATP binding. Lineage: Eukaryota; Metazoa; Chordata; Aves; Accipitriformes; Accipitridae. The transcript has 11 exons. The coding region runs from base 40 to 1185 and encodes 381 amino acids.